AUGGAGCGCGUCAACCCGGUGGCUAAACUCUACAGAUCUGUAAUUGAAGAUGUAAUUGAAGGAGUGCGGGAUCUGUUUGCUGAAGAAGGUAUAGAGGAACAAGUCUUAAAAGACUUGAAGCAGCUCUGGGAAACAAAGGUUUUGCAGUCUAAAGCAACAGAAGACUUCUUCAGAAAUCGUGUCCAAUCGCCUCUGUUUACCCUUCAGUUGCCACACAGCUUGCAUCAAACAUUGCAAUCAUCAACAGCAUCAUUACUUAUUCCUGCUGGUAAAACUCUUCCCACUUUUACCACAGCAGAACUGGGCACCUCAAACUCCAGUGUAAACUUUACUUUUCCUGGUUAUCCUGUUUAUGUACCAGCAGGUGUGACGUUACAGACGGCAUCUGGUCACCUUUAUAAAGUUAAUGUACCAAUUAUGGUGACACAGACUUCUGGAAGAGCAAGUAUUCUUCAGCAUCCAUUUCAGCAAGUAUUUCAGCAGCUUGGGCAGCCUUCAAUAAUACAGACCAGUAUUCCACAAUUAAACCCAUGCUGUCUUCAAGCAACUACUAAAAAAUCACAGAGAAUGGAAAAUGUGCUCCAACAACCUGUGGUUCUUCGUUCUGGGACAGUGGAUAGGGAACAUUUAGAAUAUGCUACUGGUGAUACUCUAAUACAUCCUGGAAAUGAGCAUAAAAUCAUGUCUGAAGCUUUAUUGAGUCAGCCAGAAAACUCUCAGUAUAUCAGCCUUUCAGGUGUUGUAUUUCCUCCACAGGUCUCUCAAAUGGAUUCUAAUGUGGAGCCAGUGCUCAAUGUUUCAGCUAGCGUGACUCAAAAUCUGCAUGGUGGGCCCCUGUCCACAGGCCCUCAGGGGGCUCAGCACCAGCACAUGCCUGAUGUUCAGCUUCAUGUUCUUAAAAAUAGGAUGUGUGGAUGUGAUUCUGUAAAGCAGCCAAGAAAUACAGAGGAGCCCAGCAACCUACCUGUCUCAGAGAAGGAUUCUAAUUCUCAGAUGGAUUUAAGCCUUCAGGUAACUGAUGAUGAUAUUGAUGAGAUAAUUCAAAUAGAUGGAACUGGAGAUACAUCUUCCAGUGAUGAAACAGGAAGUACAAGAGAUGUAGAUGAGAACAAAUUUCUAGGGAUUACUGAUGCAGGAGACCUGAAGGUACUUGAAGAAGCCAGCAGUAUAUCAAAUGAAGAUUCAACGGCCAACAGUACUGAUAAUGAAGACCCUCAGGCAGACCUUGUGGAAGAGGACCCUUUAAAUUCUGAGGAUGAUGUUAGUGAGCAGGAUGUGCUGGACCUGUUUGACACAGAUAAUGUAAUUGUCUGUCAGUAUGAAAAGAUUCAUCGAAGCAAGAACAAAUGGAAAUUCUAUUUGAAAGAUGGUGUUAUGUGUUUUGGAGGGAGAGACUAUGUAUUUGCAAAAGCCAUUGGUGAUGCAGAGUGGUAA
Mesoplodon densirostris (Blainville's beaked whale) is the source of this 1434-nucleotide messenger RNA. It is a transcript of the gene GTF2A1L, whose product is annotated as general transcription factor IIA subunit 1 like. Gene Ontology annotation, cellular component: transcription factor TFIIA complex. Lineage: Eukaryota; Metazoa; Chordata; Mammalia; Artiodactyla; Ziphiidae. Bases 1 to 1434 code for a protein of 477 amino acids. Gene Ontology annotation, biological process: transcription initiation at RNA polymerase II promoter; transcription by RNA polymerase II. The record is from RefSeq and is a predicted model, not a curated record. The transcript has 9 exons.